CCGACGAUGAUGCUGCGGAUGCACCUCUCUUUGGGCUCAAGCCGAGGUGUGCUCUCUUACUGAAGCAUUCCCAUUACGUUACCUUGAUGCUGCGAGGCUCGCAGCCUUCCAUAUAGUACUACAAUGCAGUGUCUGAGAUGCUGCACAUUCUGCGUCCUUUGGCUGCCCUGCGCGGCCCUGCUUGAUGCCCUCAGGUUUUUCGGAGCCAGCGGUCGGCGCGACUUCUCCGCCAGAGAGCUGACCGGCGAGGGGGAGUCCAUGGACAGAGGAGAGCUGCAGGACACCAGGCUGGCCUCGCAGAGCUUCAGGGACUACCAGAGCUUCAGGAGUCACCGGCUUGACCGUCGUCAGGGUCAGGCAGCCCGGAAGCAGGUGCCCCUGGCGAGGCGCCCGCCCGCCUCGAACUUCUGCCCGAGGUACCCAGGGGGUGGCUGGCAUGCUGGCAAUAAGGAGGCGGAGCUGAAGCCAACCGACGCCCCCAACGGCGCCACGUGGACAUGGGAGGACUGCGCGCGAGAGUGCGCGCAGAGGGACGCGUGCCAGUACUGGACGCUGCAGCUCAAAACCGGGAGCUGCACCAUGAUGUCGAAGCGGGGGAGGUACCACAGCUCGGACUAUCAUGUCGAGGGCCCCAGGGAUCCAGAGUGCUUGAGGGCACAGCCCACUGGGCCCAUCGCCGGCAUGUACGAGGUGCGCUACAAGGGCCAGCUUCGGGAGUGGGACAUGGUGGUCCACUGCAACAGCUCGGUCAGCCACCCGGGCAUCCUGACCGACAAGAGCGAGCCGCGCAGGUCCGACUUCCACGUCUCCGCGAGCCCGUCUAGCCAGUGCAUCCGGCGGUGGCCCCAGUCCACGGUGCUCAUCUUCAACACGCACGACUCCAGCAAGUUCGAGUGCCUGCAGCAGGACAGCAUGACGAAGCUCCGCGGCAGCCGCUUCUACGCCUCCGGCCAGCUCUUCGGGGACGUGGAGUACCGCCUGACCAAGACCUUCACCUGUGGCUUCGAGCAGGCCGACGGGAGCAACGAGUCGGUCCUUGUCGAGUCGAUCGACGACCAGGGGCCCGAGCUUGAGGAGGAGCAGGAGGAGGACUCGCAGGACGCCCAGUCCGAGCUCAUCACCGACGUGGCCGACGUGGACGUGGCCGCCGAGCGCGCCGAGCAGCCCGCGGCCGGCGCGGACGUGGACGCGGAGGCCUUCUCGGCCGAGGGCUGGAGCAAGGACG
Molecule: messenger RNA, 1225 nt
Organism: Prorocentrum cordatum
Lineage: Eukaryota; Dinophyceae; Prorocentrales; Prorocentraceae
Source: the annotation of a GenBank genome assembly